This is a messenger RNA of Andrographis paniculata, 1605 nucleotides long. Its product is annotated as malate dehydrogenase, glyoxysomal-like. Bases 157 to 1239 code for a protein of 360 amino acids. Gene Ontology annotation, cellular component: cytoplasm; chloroplast. Gene Ontology annotation, biological process: tricarboxylic acid cycle; malate metabolic process. The transcript has 9 exons. The record is from RefSeq and is a predicted model, not a curated record. NCBI's taxonomy places the organism in Eukaryota, Viridiplantae, Streptophyta, Magnoliopsida, Lamiales, Acanthaceae. Gene Ontology annotation, molecular function: L-malate dehydrogenase (NAD+) activity.
CGCAUCCCAAAGUCUCUCCUAUCCUUUUCCUUCUCCCUCUAUAUAUAUAUCCACUGUUGUUAUCGCAUUUUGAUUUUAGUUUUGAUUUUGAUUUUGGGCAUUUCCAUUUGAUUUUGCUUCCACACUCUAUUUGGAAGAAGAAGAAGAAGAGGAAUUAUGCAUCCAGGGGAGGAGAUUCAUCGCCGUGUUGCCACAAUUUCUGCUCAUCUCAAUCCACCAACCAAUCACUUCCAGGUGGAUGGAUCAUCGAAUUUAUGGCGUGUGGGUUGUCGCUCAAAGGGAGCGUCGCCUGGAUUCAAAGUUGCGGUGUUGGGGGCGGCCGGUGGUAUCGGCCAGCCUUUGGCGUUGCUGAUGAAGAUGAAUCCAUUGGUUUCGGUGCUUCAUCUUUAUGAUGUGGUUAACACUCCAGGCGUCACUGCAGAUAUCAGCCAUAUGGACACUGGUGCUGUGGUUCGUGGUUUCCUGGGUCAAAGUCAAUUGGAGGAUGCACUAACUGGCAUGGACCUUGUCAUCAUUCCAGCUGGUGUCCCUAGGAAACCCGGAAUGACAAGAGAUGAUCUUUUUAAAAUCAAUGCAGGAAUUGUUAAGACACUCUGUGAAGGAAUUGCCAAGUGUUGUCCUAAAGCCAUUGUCAACAUAAUCAGUAAUCCUGUAAACUCUACAGUGCCAAUUGCAGCAGAGGUCUUCAAAAGGGCUGGAACCUAUGAUCCAAGGAGACUUUUAGGUGUCACAAUGCUUGAUGUGGUCAGAGCUAAUACAUUUGUGGCUGAAGUCAUGGGACUAGAUCCACGGGAAGUUGAUGUUCCUGUUGUAGGUGGCCAUGCUGGUGUGACUAUUUUACCUCUUCUCUCCCAGACUAAACCUGCAUGCUCUUUCACCAAAGAAGAGAUUGAUUACCUUACGCAACGCAUACAGAAUGGUGGGACUGAAGUUGUUGAGGCUAAAGCUGGUUCAGGCUCUGCAACACUCUCAAUGGCAUACGCUGCUGUGAAAUUCGCCGAUGCAUGCUUGAGGGGUUUGAAGGGUGAUGCUGGCGUCGUCGCAUGCUCAUUUGUGCCCUCUCAGGUAACCGAGCUCCCCUUCUUUGCAUCAAAAGUGUUGCUAAGUCGAAACGGAGCAGAGGAGAUCUAUCCUCUCGGCCCUCUAAAUGACUACGAAAGGUCUGGCUUGGAAAAGGCAAAGACAGAGCUGGCGGGAAGCAUUGAGAAAGGCGUCGCCUUCGUGAGGAAUCAAGCAUGAAGCGUCGCGAAUCGGUAACCAUUCCAUCAAACUUCUUUAAAGUUCUUACAUGGUUUCUAUUUGCUCCCUUAAGCUAGAUUAACUUAUAAAAGUAACAAAUUGUAGUUUCAUUCAAUAAUAAUAAUAAUAAUAAUAAUCCUAAAAGAUCACCACAUAAAAAAAUAAGAUCCUUCAAUGUGUCCCUCCUACAUUGUCUUUGAUUUGAUUAUUACAGUGUUGCUGUUGUAGAAUUAUCCUUUACAGCUAGCUACUUUCCUUCAUAUAUAUAUUUAUGUGUGUGUGUGUCCGUUGGUUUCGGCUUUUGGACUUGAAUAAUUUCCUUCCCUUUCCACAUUGCAAUGAAAAAAGAAAUGUGCUUUUCAGAUA